Molecule: messenger RNA, 3490 nt
Organism: Halichondria panicea
Lineage: Eukaryota; Metazoa; Porifera; Demospongiae; Suberitida; Halichondriidae
Exons: 8
Coding region: 174-3374 (1066 amino acids)
Biological process (GO): signal transduction
Molecular function (GO): protein binding
Source: RefSeq, a predicted model, not a curated record
GUCUAGAAAAAAGGGGCGUAUCUCAUAUCUGCCAGGACGUCCUAUCUCUUUCAAGACUUAUUCUACGUAGAUCUAGAUCUACUUGUACAGCUAGGCUAUACUCUUGCAGCUACAAGACUAGUAGAUAUCUAAGUGUGUAAGUGUUCCUGGCCGCCCCAGGGCAGGCCUGGACUAUGGCAACCAAAAUUAGUGAUGAUUUGGGUGAGAAACUGUAUUGGGCUUCACAAUUUCCCGGUCUUGCGGAUGAGGUAGAGAGGCUGCUGGCUGAAGGAGCUCCUGUAAACUGGAAGGACAGAUAUGAACAGACCGCUCUCCAUAUGGCAUGCCACAACAACCUCCCUGAUGUGGUGAAGAUACUAACUCAGCAAGAUGGCAUCAAUGUCAAUGUACAGUCUACUGGUAAGGACACUCCUCUGCACCGGGCCUGCUACUGGGGACACCUCAAGUGUGUCCGGCUACUGAUGGCAACUGGGAAUUGUGACUUAGGAGCUGUGAAUGGUGAUGGACUAACUCCACUGGGAAACGCAGUCAGAUGGGGGCAGCUGGAUAGUAUCACGUGUCUCAUCUCAGAACUCAAUGUGGAUGUUAAUGGAGCCGUAACCAGUGAUGGGCUCACUCCACUGGAAGCGGCAGUCAGAUGGAGGCAGCUGGACAUCAUAAAGUUCCUCAUCAUGAAAUGCAAUGUGGCCGUCAAUGACGGUGUACUAUUGUUAGCAUGCAAGAAAUCAGACGCGAAAUUUGUUGAGUAUCUUCUGAAUGACGUUGGCUGCAACCCCAAUAUCAAAGAUGGCCAUGGACAGACACCACUCUCUCUUGCACAGGACAAGGACAUCAUUCUACUCUUGUUGCAGAACGGAGCAACUGCUGAAGAUGCUUACACUCACCAUCGCAAGGCUCUUGGUAAUGUUUUUUCAAAGGAUCCUCUGAAAAACCCUGUGAAGAUGCUUGUUAUCGGUCAUGGUGGAGAAGGAAAAAGCACUCUCAUUGAAGCAAUGGAACAAGAGCCAACAGCACUCACAUCGCUAGUCAACAUCUUCAUCUCUCCUAAAGAAGUCGAUGGAGUCAGCCAGAAAACAGCCGGAAUCAUCCCUCGAUUAUUCAAGAGUCGUGUCUUUGGAGAUGUGUUGGUCUACGACUUUGCUGGUCAAGAGGCCUACUACAGUAGUCACGCUGCCAUUAUCAAGUCAGCAGUUUAUUCAUGUCGGCCAAUUGUUGUUCUAGUUCUAGGGCUCCAUAGAGAUGACACCUUUACCACCCAUUCUGUCUCCUAUUGGUUGGGGAUAAUUGCCAAUCAGUGUGCCAAUAUGGAGGGCAACGCCCCACUCAUUGUGGUAGGUAGCCAUGCCGAUUGCUUAACCGACAAACAGAGGGUUUUGAAGAAAGAAGAGAUCGUUUUGCAAGCCGUUUCGAGAUAUCCGACCCUGGAUCUGCUGAAGUUCAUUCCCAUGGAUAAUCGCUACUCCAACUCUAGCGGCAUGACGAUACUGCGAGACACUGUCGGCCCUAUUUGUUCCCAAAUUCGAUCACAUUUAGCUGUUUCUUUAAAUGCACACAUGCUCCUGAUUUACCUUGUUUCCAAGGAUGAGAUGGCGGUAUCUCUGGAACAAUUUCGGCUGCAAAUUAAAGAAGAAUCCAGUCAAGCACUCUCCAAACAGAACAAAGAAGUUGUACCAUUCAUUCCGACAACCAUUCUUUGUCUUGUUGAAAUAUGUAUUCAGCUUAACGACAAAGGUCACAUCCUCUUUCUACACAACAAUAUCUCACCAGAGAAGAGCUUUAUUGUCCUAAAGAAACAAGAGCUCCUGGGUAAAAUCAAUGGUACUAUAUUUGCUCCAGAGGAUUUCGAUCAGCACUGUAAACUCUCCACAAGCACUGGUGUUGUACCUUGUUCUAAGCUGGCUAUUCACUUCCCUAAGUUGGACACUGACAUGUUCAUUGGAUUUUUAAUAAACCUUGAGUUCGCCGUGCCCAUUAAAGACUCGGAAGUUCUUCAUUUUAUCAAUCAGCAACAAAAAGACGCUGAUGAGUCUGUACCGCUCAAUGAGAAAUAUCUCUUCUUUCCUGCCCUCAUUCGAUUAGAAGUCGACACGAAAGUGUUCAGCCAUCGAGAUGACCUUGCUUAUCAUUUUGGUUGGGUGAUGUUUUGCUCUUUAAAGGACCAGUUUCUGGACGCUCGAUUUCUCCACGUUCUUCUGCUUCGAAUAUCUCUCUCUCUCGGGCUUGCUCCUGUGAUAGAUCUUGAUGUCCCUGCUCUGCAACGUCAAUGCGCUGUCUGGAAGACUGGUGUUUGCUGGAGCACAGCUGACGGUGUCAAAGUGCUAGUGGAAGUUAUUGACAAGAAGAAGGUGUUUGUUUUGAUCCAAGCUCAUCAUCUCUCACUGGACCUAUUCAAGCUGCGCUAUACUGUGAUGAAAAAAGUUGUGGACACCUCCGCUGAGUUGUGCCCUACUGUAGUCACUGAAGAGGCCCUCCUUCCUCCACACAGUGUGACCUAUCCUCUGGAAGAUACACACGUCUUUGAUCUCAAGUCCCUCGCUGAAAGCGUUGUAAACCAAAAAAUGUUUGUUGUUUCGGCUAAAGGUGUACACAACAUGCCAUUGAGUGAUCUGCUCCAAGCUGAGGUGUACGCUGAUCUCGGUGAGAAUAUUCUACAGCUUCUGUUCAAUCCAGCACACAAGGAACUGUCUGAUCGAUUCAUCUCGGCCCUUGCAACUUGUUGGAACAAGAAUCCUCGACUAGCUGAUAUCGUACGCACAGCUAUUACCAAGAAUGCCAGCAUUGCAUUUCAAGAGUGCAAUAAUCUCGAUGCUGUUCUGAAAGUCUGGAAAAGCUCUGGAGAUUCGAGUAAUGAAGCACUGAGAAAAUUUCUGGAUCCACUUAGUGUUUUUGCUGAACAGAACCCUCUGGAACUGGCUGGUGUUAUUGCUAAGGAGACUAGUGACGAUCUACUACCUGCAUCCAAACCAGUAAACUGUCCAAGCACAGACACAGCCUCAGAUGUAAGAGUUGGUUUACAAGAGUUGAUAGACAAGUACCAUAUCGAUACCGUCCAACUUGAUCGAGAGAUCCCUGAUGUUGAAGUCCCUGUCAUAGCUGCCUUUUUCGACAGUGUGGAGCUCUACUCUCAAGCAAUGGGUCUGAGUGCCGCUGAUCAAACUACUGUGAGAACUAACCUCGUUCAAUACGAUGCUCAGACAGCCAUGGCGAAAUGCUUGUCAAUAUGGAAACAACUCUACGCUUUUCAAGCAACAUUCAGAGCACUGUUGGAGCUGCUACUGAGGCUAAAUAGAACGGAAGUAGCUGCUCAAAUAUGUCAGUACUUCGCUCAAAAAUUGGAGAAGUGCUUACUAUCACAGGAGGACUUGAGUCAGUGAACCUGCUGGACAUUUAUAAUAAAUCAUGUACCUUAAGGUGACAUAUUUUCAGAGGUAGAUUUGUUUGCGUUUUUACAGUUUUGUACAUUUUGCGAUAUAAUUUUUUGCGAAAUGUC